Molecule: messenger RNA, 6111 nt
Organism: Haliotis rubra (blacklip abalone)
Lineage: Eukaryota; Metazoa; Mollusca; Gastropoda; Lepetellida; Haliotidae
Product: E3 ubiquitin-protein ligase PDZRN3-like
Molecular function (GO): protein binding; zinc ion binding
Source: RefSeq, a predicted model, not a curated record
CGAUCGCGGGAACAUAUUCAGUGAGAGAACAGCGCUCUCAGUCGGGUCUGGAUGAUGCGGAAACCGUAUAUGUAAACAUGGGUUUCGACACGGAAAAAUUUGUCAAUGGGAUAACUGAUGAUAAAAAGUGUGCGCUGUGUCAUGGAGUUUUAGACAAUCCUGUCCGUGCACCUUGCCAACAUGUGUUUUGUUCUGGGUGCAUCCUUCCUUGGGUGGUGCGGCAUGGGAGCUGCCCCCCCAAGUGUCAGACCCUCACCCCAGGGGACCUGGAAAACGUGCUGCCGCUGAGGCAGGUGAUUCUACACCUUAGGGUCAAGUGUGACUUCACGGAGCGGGGAUGUACUGAGAUAUUAAGAUUGACAGAUUUGGUUGACCAUACCCAGGAAUGUCAACACCGACCCGUCUGCUGCAGUAACCCCGGGUGCGGGGUAGUGGUCAGUCUCAAGGACCUGUCGGACCACGAGCAGACCAUGUGUCAGUAUAGACCCGUGGGGGUGUGUCAGAUUGGGUGUGGUCUCGUCCUUUUCCAAAACACGUCGGAAGAACAUGAUUGUGUUGGGGCGCUGAAGAAUCACAUCAACAAUCAAAAUCUGAAAGUUGGUGGUUUGGAACAAGAGUUAAAAAGGAUCUCGUUUAAAUUUACGAAGAGGGAAAAGGCUCUUUUGACACAAGUGUCGAGCUUACACAGUGAAAUCCAGCUCCAAGCUCUCCGCUUCCAAAGGAAACUAAAUGAUUACAAAAAUCAGCUUGCUAGAAUGACGAAACUCGAGCAAGAAACAACCAAGGGCUCGACGGAGGACACAGGCUUCACUGUUACCCUGGGACGUGACGGAGAAGCAUCGCUUGGAUUCAACAUAAUGGGAGGCUUCACACCUGAGAACAACAACAACCAGACAGUGUCGGACGGAAUCGUUGUUUCUCGAGUCACAGAAAAUGGACCUGCAGAUAAUAAUGGCUUGAAGACCUAUGACAGAAUUAUUAAGGUUAAUGGACAGGAUCUGUCACAGUCAAGUCAUGAGGAGGCGGUAGAAGCAUUCCGCACGGCCAAGGAACCCAUCGUGGUGGAGGUUUUACGUAGGGUUAAUAAGAAUAAGAUGAAAAAUCGUUCUCCGACAAUGGUGUCAAUAGGUACGCAAACGGAGGAGGACUUUUACUGUUACAACAGACCACCAACACCACCACCAGGGUUUUAUCCCCUGCACGUCAGUGGUUUAUAUCAACCAUCGUCACGGAGACCUGUUGCCUUCUCACCUAGUGCUGAAAUGGGAUUAACAGACAUCGAGAUGUCACACAAUUUGGACUUUGACGAUCCCUACUUUGAUGACCGGCCAUACGAAAUGGAAUACGAGGUUUUGAUACUGAUGCAGAUAUGUUGUAAUGAGGAGACUGGUCUGACCUUGUGUUACGGGUCUCUGGAGGAUGAGGUCACAGAUAUAUUCAUCAGUGAGAUUGAUCCAAACAGUAUAGCUGCCAAAGAUGCUCGAAUACGAGAAGGGGACCAAAUCUUGCAGAUCAACGGUGUGGAUGUUCACAAUCGUGACCAAGCCAUUAAACUUUUCUCUGACCAAGGAGCGGACAUUACCCUGCUCGUGGCCCGGCCUCAGCUACAGUGUGAUGAUGGAUUCAUGGAUGAACACAAUAUGGUUUUGGAUGAUCUUCACAUGGAUUUACUGGAAAAACAUCACCAUGACAACAUGGCUUACAUGGCCCAUAUGCUGGCAAGGCGCCACCUAGAUGAAGAAGGGGGAACAACUGAUACUGCUACAACUGAGAACUCAAACAAACAUGAGAAAGACAGUGGUGUUGGGCGAACUGAUGAAAGUACAAAAAAUGAUGAAAGUUCUGAACAGGAGACGUUUGACAUUGAGUGCCUGACUCCACCAACGCACAUGAAGUUUCCUCCUUCGUGUAAUCUGAAUCGGGAAGGACUCCAUCACAGCAAUGAGAGUGUCACGUCAAAUGAUCCUGAGCUCAUGAGCAAUGACAUUUCUGCAGAGGCUUGUGAUCAGUUCCGCCAGGUGCUUCAACACCGUUGUGUCAAAGGUGAAAGAUCACCGAAGAAGGACGGCAAACGUAAGGACUCUGGUAGCAGCAUCGAGAGAGAGCUGCAUCUCCUCAAUCGAGAAAUGGAGGAGAUAAACUUAGAGUGUCAAGAAAUUGUGGACUCGCAUAUUAAAGAUCAGAUGAAACUGGAACACCAUAGAGACAUCUUCAAAAUAGAGCCACAAAAAAGUCCACGAAUUGUGCCCCGAAUGGGAACAAGACUGGAGUAUCUUAAACAUGUGCAAUCCCUUGAUCCCGCGGAGCUCCUCAUCAGGAGAAGUGCGCCCUCUAUGAAGAUGGGCCAGCAGAAUGUGAAGAGCUCUGAGCGGGAGAAAGAUACAUCAACUACGAGUGCGUACAACACUGGUGAAAGCUGUCGAAGCACACCCCUGACACUAGAGCUCAACCAGGCUAGUGAUGAAGGGGAAAGAGGCUUCAAGAAUUCAAUGUUGUGUUUAGCCCCCGGUCCUGCUAUCCCCUCGUCCAGUGACACCGAGAAACAGACUCAAACCCCAACCAAGUCACGGGAUUACUCUAGUGAUGACAGUGGUCAUGGCUACAAAGGCAUCGUGCCUGUGCCCGUGGCGCCACAGACCAAUGGAAAUAGUGGUGGACUCAAAGACCAUAUCCAUAUGGGAGAAUCUCUUCAGGAUUUGUACAUUCAAUAUGCUGAUGUCAUGUACACAAAUCGUGCAAAUCUAGAACAUACAAUUGCAAUUCAACAGAAACUGUUUCAGCAGCAGAUGGACCAGAAACAUCGCACUCGCUCCCUAUCAAAGCCGUCUAGUGUCAGUAAGUCGGUUGAAGGCGAGUCCGCCAAGUCUGGUCAGGGUAAAGAUGCCACCCAAUCAGAAAGUGGUGCUAUGGAGUGGGUUGUCAAACGCCGGCCUGAUGGCACGCGUUACAUCACCAGACGACCCGUACGAAACAAAAUCCUGAAAGAACGAGCAAAGAAAAUCUCUGAAGAGCGCUGUGGGAUGACCACAGAUGAUGAUGCCAUGAGCGAGAUGAAAACAGGAAGGUACUGGACGAAGGAGGAGAGGAAACGCCACUUGGAAAAGGCAAAGGAUUACAAGAAGAAGAAAGAGUUAAUGAUCAAAGCAAGAAUGGAAACUCUGAAGGAAGCAGAGGAGAAGAAGGAGGCGAAUAUUGUUGAACUGAGUCAUCGCAAGAUGAACAAACACAAGGGCAAGAAGGUCCUGGACAACUUUGUGACUGUGCAGGAGAUGCUUGCCCACGGUAGUCGGGUACCAGACGGAAAGACUUACAACCCGCUACUGUCCGUCACUACCGUAUGAUGUAGACUGAGUGUCUGUCUGUGUGUCCCAUACUGGCUGUGUAACCCAUAGUGGUGAGAUGGAGAAACCAUUAUCAUGUAACUUAUUAUAUGCAGGAAUAUUGUCAGUGGCGAGCAUUGGAAACUGACUGUAUGUGAUGGCUUGACAUUUUGUGGACUGGAGCCAUUUGUAUGUUCAUACUGUGAAAAUUGUGAGACGUUUGAGGAACUUUUUCAAUAUGAUGUCCAAACAGUGCUUUAAGUCUUUGAUAAUUGAACUUGUGAAUUUGGUUAGAAGUCUAAAACACACCAAAGAAAUAUUGAUGUAUUGUAUGUUUGUCAUUGGGUGUUCGAGAUAAUAUCUCCAAAAAUUGAAAUCAUGCAUGAAAUGUACUGUAUGCUAAUUAAGGAGAAAUUUGUAGCUUCAGUUUUCAGGGAACAAAUCCAAAUAUAAGACCAGUAUGUAAGAAUCAAUAAUUUUAAAUGCAUGAUGUAUGCUAUGUACCUAGCAACAAUCAGUCAUGUUCGUAAUAACAUCUCACACUGAAAUCAUAUUCAUUCGGUAACAGUUUUCAUAAGUCAUAUAUACAGUUAAUUGUGAAGCAGAGAGACAAUUCCAAAUUCUUGUAAAUGAAUUUGGUCCCGCAAAAUUGAACCCAAAUAUGGAAAAUGUUAAAUUGCUGUGCAAUAUGAGGAAAUGCUAGAGUUUGAAUCUUGUAAUACAUGAUUUCUUAAUUUGACAAUGGGAAUGAAAUAUGAAGAUUAAUUAUGUAGCCAUGACAUUCAAACCUUGUGUUUAAUAACCUGUAUGUAUUGCCUGAUGUACAAUAAGAUAAAACGAUUUAAACAUAGUGUAAAUUGUGCCCUUGUGGGGCUAGAGAGCCUAAUUUAUUCAUGUACAGUGUAUACCUCCUCAAUUAUACUUGUGUUAUUGUAUGGCUAACGCGCGUUGUACUGAAGUUGUAUAUUUGUACAUUUUGUAUGAUUUUGUCUGCCGAUCUAGAUUUGCAUAGCGAUGAAGAUGAAAUAUACUUUUUGAAGAGGUUUUCCCCAGUUAGGUGAUGAGUUACAAUAAUAUACAAGUUGGUAUUGUGCACAUCAUUCGAGACGAGAGGGUCAGUAUACUGUACUCAACCCAGUAAGUGUCUAGGAUCUAAUCAAAAGUCUGUCAUGAAGGAUAUCAGUGGAGCUUAAUAAAUCAUGUGCAGUACAGUUGUGUACAUUGACAUUGUAAUUAUUUCAUUGGAAUUUGCUGUUAUUAACACAGUGAAUGGUGACAGAAUAUAGUUGACAUUUGAGACUAUUCACAAAGGGGUGGAGCACAUUUUGGGUUGAAUACGGCAGUUCACAAUCAAAGCAUAACUGCACACGAUGUGCCUAGUAUAGAUCACUGCAGAAAUAUACAGCAAAUAAAGGCAUUUACCCUUGCCUUGUCGCAUGUUGGGUUUUGUACAUGCAGUAUGAAAGCUGUGAGAUUGUGAUGUAGUAUUUUCCAUACAACUACUGUCAGUGAAUACAGACUUCUACUGAAAAUGUGCAAUUUUUGUUACUACACAAGCCUGUAUUGUUUUUCUGUUGAUGUGAGAAUAUCAGAAGCAAUUCAUUGGUUUUGACAUCCAAGUGCAUCCAAGCCUAAAUUCUUCCCCAGGACAAACACUGUCCGAUUGUCCACAGCAUAUUCUAUAUGAUCAUCCUAAAUGUACCGCAUCUGCAUUCAACUCAUGCCUUUCCUUAAGUGCUAAAAGCUGUCUUGUAGUAAACGUCAUCUUUUCAAGUUUGUUGCACUCCAUGAAACCAGAGAAUUGUUUACUGUCUAGUGUUUGAGAAAUUUAUUCAAAAGCUCUAUCCAUGGUCCAGGGCUGUGUGAUAUUGACAUUGCUUCCUGACCAUGUAUUUGAUAUAGACUCACUGUUACACAAUGUGGAUUCCUGAGACUGUUUUCAAGGUGGUUAUUUCUGAAAUGAUUUCCAAAUGUGACAACCUUGGCUGCACACUGUAGCCUUGCCCGACUACAUGAGGCUGUUGUGUUAAAGAGUUUUUCAGUAUUACAAUUUCAAACAGAUGAUGGAAGAAUGCCUCCACUGCACCAGGUUGUCACAUUCAGAAAUCCGUCAGACAAGUGCAAUGCAUCGUUUAUUUAACAGGGACACAAAGCUCCGUUUAAGCUGAGUCAGCUUUUAUCUGGAUAACUAGUUAUGGGUAGUUAUCAGUUCAUAUAAAGGAUGUUGUACAAAUUUUUGAAGGUUGAAAUUUUUAUAUAUAAAUAUAUAUAUAUUAUGUUGCUACUGGGUAGUGUUAAUAUAAGCUUUUUGUGGUCAUUGUGCUCUGUAUCCCUGUUACCUUGGUAACCACAACAACCUCAUUACCUUAUAUGGACAAUCAACACCUCUGUCAGUCACGCAGACUUGGUAUGUAUUUUCAAUCAAUGUAUUCAUCUCAUUUUAUAGUAAAUUCAUUUUUCAAAUUUUUAUUAUUAUUUUUUCUAGUUCCAAAUUAUUUUGUUUUUAGACAUCAUUUGUAAGGCAUUGAUUUUCUCUUCUUUUUUCAUAAAAAAUAGUUAACUGAUUUUCGGGUUACAAUCCCACACUGAUGAGACUGGGCUGUAUAAUGAGAUGCAAUGCACAUACCAAGUUUGAAAGGAAUCAUUUGUGUAUCUACCUUGUAAGCUCUGCCUUCACUGGUGCAAGCUGUAUGAUAAUCAGAUUCAAUAUAGUAGCAUCCAUGAAUGUUCAACAUUUCUUUCUGUGAGUGAUAAAAAAGGAGACUUGAAUAAAUUAUUGUUUUGUAUUUAA